Messenger RNA from Panonychus citri (citrus red mite), 636 nucleotides. Its product is annotated as neuropeptide-like protein 30. The coding region runs from base 266 to 565 and encodes 99 amino acids. The record is from RefSeq and is a predicted model, not a curated record. The transcript has 2 exons. NCBI's taxonomy places the organism in Eukaryota, Metazoa, Arthropoda, Arachnida, Trombidiformes, Tetranychidae.
AGAAAACAAAAGACAAAGAAAUUAACAAUUAACAAUUGAAAAGGUUUAAUUGUUGGUUAACCUUGAUGAUAAUUACAUUUGCAAUUAUUUUUCUUAAUUCAGUGAAAGAUUUAAUUAUCUAUAAUAAUAAUAGAUCAAUAAUUUCAAUGUUAAUUGUCAAGAUAUAAAAGCUCAAUCAGAUAUGAAUUUAAUUUCAAUCUCGAAUUCAAUUCUAAUCAGUUAACAUCUCUAUCUUUGCUUUCUUUGCAAUUAAAUUGUUUUUAAAAUGAAAUCAAUUAUCAUUUUUGCUGUACUUUUGGUCGUCAUCAUGGUGAUCAUACCUGAAGCUCAGUCAACCUAUGGAUGGGGAUACGGAGGGUAUGGUGGGUAUGGCGGAUAUGGAGGGUAUGGAGUCUACAAAUAUUGGCCUUCUUACUAUCAUGGUUGGGGCAAUGGUUGGGAUCACGGUUGGGGAAACGGUUGGGGCCACGGUUAUCACCGUUAUAAGUAUGGACACUAUUACCCUUACUCAUCAUGGAAAUACUAUGAUUGGGAUGGUCUUUGGGACGGUUAUUACCUUAAAUAGAAUAAGAAUCAUAAUUAAUACAAUUAAGGUGACAUGAUCUUGAUCUGUAAUAAAUUUUAUCUAUUUUUGAA